This is a messenger RNA of Aegilops tauschii subsp. strangulata, 1788 nucleotides long. Its product is annotated as protein FAR1-RELATED SEQUENCE 5. The record is from RefSeq and is a predicted model, not a curated record. NCBI's taxonomy places the organism in Eukaryota, Viridiplantae, Streptophyta, Magnoliopsida, Poales, Poaceae. Gene Ontology annotation, molecular function: zinc ion binding.
AUGGCUUAUGGACAGGCCGGUAGUAUGUUGAAGUUCUUUCGUGACAAGAUAGCUGAGAAUCCAUCAUUCCAAUAUCAUUUGCAGUUGGAUUGUGAGGAGCAUAUAGCCAACAUAUUCUGGGUUGAUGCUAAAAUGCUACUUGACUAUGCACACUUUGGUGAUGUUGUCACUUUUGACACUACAUUUGGCACGAACAAAGAGUAUAGGCCAUUUGGUAUUUUUCUUGGGCUCAAUCAGUUUAGAGAAACAACCAUUUUUGGUGCUGCAUUGAUGUUUGAUGAAACACGUGACUCAUAUAUAUGGCUCUUUGAGACAUUUCUAGCCGCACACAAUGGAAGGCAGCCUAGAACUAUCUAUAUCAAUCAAGAUGCAGCAAUGGGAGGAGCCAUAGAGAAGGUCUUCACAGAAUCAUAUCAUGGACUGUGUACAUUUCAUAUCAUGCAAAAUGAUGUCAAACAUUUAACUCAAGUGGGAGUGGAGGAUGAAGAAAAAGAGCCUCAUAUUCUCACGGAUUUUGGUGCUUGUAUGUAUGGAUAUGAGGACAAGGCAGCAUUUGAAGAAGCGUUUGACAAUAUGAGGCUCAAAGUGCAUAAGCAAACUUGGUUAGAUAGCAUCUACAAGGUGAAAGAAAAAUGGGUUGAAUGUUAUAUGAGAGAUGUCUUUAGCUUGGGAGUGAGAAGUACACAAUUAAGUGAGAGCUUCAACAAUGCGUUGAAAAAUCAUUUGAAAUCAGAUUUUCAUAUUCUUCGGUUCUUGAUGCAUUUUGAGAGGACGGUGGAAGUAAAAAGAACAAAGGAAUUGGAAUCUGAAUUCAAUGCAAGAAAAUAUAUACCGAGAAUUAAGAUGUUCACUCCUAUGUUGGUGGAAGCAAGCAAAGUGUACACUUCGAUUAUAUUUGAAGCUUUCCAAGGUGAGUAUGAAAGAUCAAUGGCUGCAUGUUGUAGAGUAUUGGAUGGAAAUAACAGAUUUGUCGUUGCUAUUGCGAGUUUGCAUGGUGAUUUAGAGUUUGAGGAGGAGCGCAUAGUGAUAGGUGAUCCUUUGACCAAAACGGUUUCAUGUAGUUGUGGAAUGUUCAAUAGGACGGGGAUAUUGUGUGGACAUGGUCUAAAAGUCCUUGAUUUGAUGAAUAUAAAGACAUUGCCGACACAUUAUGUCUUGAAGAGAUGGACUAGAGAAGCUCGCAAUGGAAGUAUAGAAGAUAAGGAAGGAAGGAAAGUGGUAGAAAAUCCAAAACUUGAAGCUCAACUUCGGUACAGGGAUUUGUCUCAUCAAUUUCACAAUGUGGCACAUAGAGCAGCCAGCUCCCCACAGUGUUGUUUGCUAUUGGCUAAUGCACUUGCCUCCGUUGCACCUAGCAUACAGGAAAUACUCAAUGCCACUAGUGCUAUGUAUGAACCAUAUAAAGACAAAGAGAAUGUUGACCCAAAUGUGCAGCAAAUAGAUGAAUUGCUUAGAGCUGCACGACUGAAGAAAAAAGAGGUUCCGGCAACAAAAUUAAGGAGAAAGCAAACUUGGCUUGAUAAGUUACUCAAGGGGAAGCGUAUACCAUUGAAAUCUACCGCACCGACCAAAACGGGAGAAAAUCCAAAAAAGAAGAAGGAUGGUGUGCAAAAAAAGAAGGAUGGUGUGCAAAAGAAGAAGAAGGAUGGUGUGCAACAAAAGAAGGAUGAUGUACAGCCUCAAGUACUAGUGGAGAAGUGUGACAACACCAAAGGAGUAAAUAUGGAGUCCCAAGAGUGCAAUGCUAUCAUGAGUUUCACCCAGCUCUUGAUGGCUCCGCCUUUGUAG